This is a messenger RNA of Penaeus indicus, 981 nucleotides long. It is a transcript of the gene Hsc20, whose product is annotated as iron-sulfur cluster co-chaperone protein HscB-like. The coding region runs from base 9 to 827 and encodes 272 amino acids. Gene Ontology annotation, molecular function: ATPase activator activity; protein-folding chaperone binding. The record is from RefSeq and is a predicted model, not a curated record. Lineage: Eukaryota; Metazoa; Arthropoda; Malacostraca; Decapoda; Penaeidae. The transcript has 4 exons. Gene Ontology annotation, cellular component: mitochondrion. Gene Ontology annotation, biological process: protein complex oligomerization; [2Fe-2S] cluster assembly.
GGAGGAAUAUGGCGAAGGUCCUCGCUCGUUUCCUGGGCAGCCGGGCGAGAUCUUUGCCUGCAGCCUUUAGAUUCGAAGGGUUAUGGGGCUUGAGACCUUACCAUGGCUUGAGUAUGAGUUGCUUGACGAAUAAAUCCCAAGAGAAAGCAAAAUUAAGUUAUGAAGGGUACAGUAUACCAGCGCUGAUUGCCAAGCACUCCCUGCCAGUAGUGACGAUGUGUACCUUAUCUCAUCUUAUUUGUUGGAAUUGUCAGGAGGAGUUUACUUCAUAUUCUCCAGUCUGUAGUUUCUGUAAGUCUUUACAGCCUUCCAACUCAAAAAUGAACUACUUUGAUGUAAUGAGAGUAGAGAAAAGGUUUGGCAUGGAGACCAAGCAGUUAACCAAGACUUUUAGAUUAUUACAAGCUCAGUUUCAUCCGGACAGAUUCACCUUAAAAUCAGAGAGAGAACAGCAGUAUGCAGCUGAUCAUUCUUCACAAAUUAACAAAGCAUAUCGAUGUUUGUUGCAUCCAGUUGAACGUGCCUUGUAUUUGCUUGAACUUGCUGGUCAGCCUUUGCAUGAAGGACAGAUAGACAUGGAUCCUGAAUUCCUUAUGGAAAUUAUGGAAGUAAAUGAAGAAUUAGCAGAAGCUGAUGACAAAGAAACUGUUCAAGAAAUUGGACAGAAAAACCAAAGGAUCUUAGACAGUUUGUUACAGGAAGCAGAUACAGCAUUUUCAAAUGAAGAUAUAAACACUGCAAGACAAGUAGUAGCCAAGAUAAAGUAUUACAAUAACAUAUAUGAAAAAGUACGGGACUAUGAAAGAAGCCAUGGAAUAAUUGAUUAAAAUUGUAAAAUUAGUAAAAAUUCUCAUAGAAACUUGGUACCUCAAGCUUUAAUGUAUUUUCUUUUAUGAAGCUAAAUGUAUAUAAGUGUAUAAUAUAAAUAGAUGUAAUAUAAUGAACAUUUCUUUAGCUUUUUAAAUAAAAGUUGAUGAUUUA